This is a messenger RNA of Sorghum bicolor (sorghum), 916 nucleotides long. RefSeq names its product calponin homology domain-containing protein DDB_G0272472. The coding region runs from base 119 to 826 and encodes 235 amino acids. The record is from RefSeq and is a predicted model, not a curated record. The transcript is spliced from 2 exons. Lineage: Eukaryota; Viridiplantae; Streptophyta; Magnoliopsida; Poales; Poaceae.
AGAUGAAGUUGUAUGCUCGGGAUGAUUGAAUGUUAGCAAAGAUCCUAUUAACGGUGCCAAUCAAUCGAAAUCAACCUUUUGGGGAAGAGUUCACGCAUACUUUGAAGAGAAUAAUGAGAUGGGCACUGUGAGGACAGAGAGCUCGAUUAUGCAUAGGUGGUUGGCAAUUCAGUUGCAAGUUAACAAAUUUUGCUCAUGCUAUGAGGCCAUUCUACGUAGGAAUCAAAGUGGGACAACCAUUGAGGACAAGGUUGUUGCAGCAAAAAAAUACUACAUCGAAUUGGACAAAGACAAUAAAAGUUUUGGUCUGGAGCAUUGUUGGAAUAUAUUGAAGGGGGAAGACAAGUGGAAAGCGAAGAUGAAAGAGCUUGCUGAGCUUGAGAAAGACAAACAAGCCUCCCAAAAAAAGAAGAAGAAUCCCACCAAGGACAAGAGGCCUAGGGGGGAAGAAGAGACUCAAAAUAAUGAACUUGAAGAUGUUGUUGAUGAAGAAAUGGCAGCAAAGAAAAGGCCAGAAGGGAUAAAGAAGGCAAAACAAAACCUUAGACGUGGUGGUGGUGAGGCUUGCAUGGAAGCUUUGGAUAAGAUGAUGGCAAAGAGAGAGGUCUUGGACAAGGAAAAGGAAAAGGCCAAGGAGGAGAGGUUCCUGGCUACACUAGAGCUAGAGAAGAAGAGGGUGGCCAAUGAAGAAAAGAUUGCAGAAGCUAAGCUUCUCAAAGAGGAAAAAGAAAUUAUGUUGGCUGACUUGUCCUCUCUCAACCCUAUGCAGCGCCAAUGGAUUGAGAAGAUGCAAAAGAAGAUCAUGGAGAAGGAGCUUCCUAAUUAAUUUUACUUCGUGUUAUCUUAAGUUUAGUUCUCAUGAUGUGUGUGCUGGAUCAAUUAUGUGUGUGGUAGAUCAAGUUAUCUUAAAUUUAGU